Molecule: messenger RNA, 2598 nt
Organism: Asparagus officinalis (garden asparagus)
Lineage: Eukaryota; Viridiplantae; Streptophyta; Magnoliopsida; Asparagales; Asparagaceae
Product: squamosa promoter-binding-like protein 12
Exons: 6
Coding region: 810-2174 (454 amino acids)
Cellular component (GO): nucleus
Molecular function (GO): DNA binding
Source: RefSeq, a predicted model, not a curated record
AACAAUUUUUGAUUCACGCAUUCAGCGAUUCGAACUCGAGUUUUUGCUCAGUUCGCGUUGAUUUUUUUCCUUUUUGAGAUUUUUGUGAUGAUUACUGAUUCUUUGUCAGAAAUCCAUGUGUUUGGUUGCGGCCGAACUGAUAAAGAAAAGUCUUUUGAACUGCAGUGAAAUAAAUUGGCGGAAAAAGGAACGAACUUUAUAAUUUAUUCACAUGUUAUCGUUUUAUUCUCCUUGAAUCUCACUCUCUUUAAUUCAGGUGCAGGCCUCUGAAUGAUUAGGGUUUUGGGUUCUUGUGAGAAAUUGAGUAAACAGUUGACGGGCACGUGAUAAAACAGUAAAAAACUGUUCUGAGGGUGAAAACUCCUUUGGGAGAAAGAAUCUUGAGGGUUUGUAGUGGUGGGGUGAAGAAUUAAAAGGGAAAGAUUGGACUCUCUGAUCUGAGGCCUUAAUAAGUUGGUUAUUGGGACCAACAAGGGGACGGGGGGGAUCAAUGAGUAAGUGAAUGGGGAUGGAGGAAAUCAAUCAAUAUAUGGUGAACUGGGUUGCUGCUUUGGUUGGCUUGGGAUUGAGAGAGAAAGGGGCUCAUGUGGUCUAGGGUUUGGGAUGGAUUGAUUUCAUGGGUUGAGAUUGAUUAGCUCUUGAUCUGCUCAUUUCUUGUGAUUUUGGGAGUUGGUAGGAUUUUGACUUAAGAGAGAUUUGGGGAAAGGAAAGGGGAUUUUUGAGCUGUUCUUUCCCAAGAUAAAAUACUUUUAAAGAGUUAAGUGGGGAGGAACAGUGCAUGACUGUUACUCUCUAGGGUUUCAUUUGAGAUGGAUUGGAAUGUGAAGUCUCCUUUGCAGUGGGAUUGGGAAAAUGCAGCAAUUGGAACUGGAUCUGUUUAUUCAUCUGCUGGCGGUGCCUUCUCUAGCUCGGAUUUGGGGAACGGUUCAUCGAGAAGCUCCAUCUCGGCAUCUAUUGAUUCUUCUUUGAAAGCAGGAGUGAAGAUUUCAGAGUUUAAUUUUGAGAAUGUUGAAGGUAGCUCUCCUAAGGGCCUUAGCAAGAACAAGGAGUUGGCUCGGAUGGAGGAUACUGGAACUUCUCCUGUAGUGGCAGCUAAAGGUGGUCUUGGGGAGCCACUGAUUGGUCUGAAGCUUGGCAAGAGAACUUACUUCGAAGAUGUUUGUGCUGGCAAUAGCACAAAAACCUCGACCGCGUCGACUUCUGUAGCGCCAGUGACUGCAAUAGUUAAGAAGACAAGGGUUUCCCAUCAGAGUGUUCCGAACUCUCGAUGUCAGGUUGAGGGAUGCAACAUUGAUUUAACUGGAGCCAAAGAUUAUCAUCGCAAGCAUAGAGUUUGUGAAAGCCAUUCUAAAUGCCCAAAGGUCAUCAUUGCUGGUCAGGAGCGCCGGUUUUGUCAGCAAUGUAGCAGGUUCCAUGAGUUGUCAGAGUUUGAUCUGAAAAAACGGAGCUGUCGAAGGCGUUUAUCUGAUCAUAAUGCACGUAGGCGCAAACCACUGUCAGACACAAUCUCAUUCAACUCAUCAAGGCUAGCUUCAUCAUUUUAUGAUGGACGCCAGCAGAUGAAUUUUGUUUUGAAUAGAUCCCCUUUUGGUAAUAUGAGGCCGACUGCAAGUUCCACAUGGGAAGACUCAUGUGGGUUCAGCCUCACUCAUUCAAGAGGGUCUUGGAUUAAGUCGAUGAAAACCAGAGGAAUGGAUGGACAUCUGCACUUUUCAAACUAUGAUUUAUCAAACACUGUUUCCUCCCUUCCUCAAGGCUUGGACAAGCUCAUGCCAUUGAAGGGCACCACAACUGAAGUCCUCAGUCAAGGUCUAGGCGCGCCUGUUCCUGAUCCUAACUUGGAUGGAGGCCCGGAUCUUCGGCGUGCUCUCUCUCUUCUGUCAACUGAUUCUUGGGGUUCGGUGAACCCGGGACAAUCUAAUCUUUCACAUUACGUGAAUGCGAGCCACAACAGUUCAUCUCAUCCUACAAUGCAGCAGGCAGUAAACACAUCUACAUACUGGCAAGACCAACAGAGCCUGCAUCAACAAGAACGGGUUGUGCCAUUUGACCUCCAUAACAAUGGGAGUCAAUACCAGGAGCUUCAGCUUCCCAAAGCUCCUUACGAGACAUCAUUCUUCGAUUCCGGUCAGAUACUUUCAAAGUCAGAUGGCCACUUCCUGGAGCUGACCUGAGAUGCCUGCUGCUAAAAGCUCUAAUCCUGCAGUGAAUAAGAACUGGUGGUUCAUCGAGGUUUCCUUGAUAUUGAGCCAUAUCAACCUUAAUGAAUUUGUUCAGCUAAUGAAACCAUGUAUCCUCUCUGCUUCUCCUUUUGUAUCGCUGCACUUUUAAACGUUUGCCUCGCUUUGUGAGGGUAAAAGCUUACCCUGCUACAAAAAUACCUAAGAGGUGCAAUUGUGCAUCUCCUCUGUAUUCCGUUUUCUUUGGUAUUGUAUUCUGUGAUUUAAUGUACAUUUCCUCUGGUAUUGAGCCUUAUCCCAGAGCUUUUAGGUGUUAUGAUUUCUGUAACGAGGGCAAGUUAGUAGGUUAGCCCUCAAGAGCAUGUAUUUUGGUGCAAAAUGAAUUUAAAAAGGUGUGAAGGAUUUUAGUUUUCACUAA